Messenger RNA from Betta splendens (Siamese fighting fish), 3500 nucleotides. RefSeq lists its product as uncharacterized. The record is from RefSeq and is a predicted model, not a curated record. Gene Ontology annotation, molecular function: transmembrane signaling receptor activity. Gene Ontology annotation, biological process: cell surface receptor signaling pathway. Lineage: Eukaryota; Metazoa; Chordata; Actinopteri; Anabantiformes; Osphronemidae. The coding region runs from base 1413 to 3176 and encodes 587 amino acids. The transcript is spliced from 6 exons.
AGAUAAAUCUUUUUGUGUGUAUUUCAUGUGUGAACACCAGAGACCAGGUUACUGCUCAAAUGUUUAAAUUGUUACAGGACAGAAUCUUAGCUUGUAGUUUUUUAACUGAAUCUAUUUGAUCGUCAAAUAACAAACUGCUGCAGAUGUGGAGGUUGUUAGAAACAAAUCAGCUUCAGGUGAAUUAAACAGUUCACUGAAUGUUUACCAAUCAUCAGACUAACAGUUGUUUGAAGUAAAGUAAAUCUGGUUAAUAGAAUUUUAGAGUCAUGGUUACCGACGUGGUGUCAGGCUUCGGCAGAUGUCGGACCCACAUGCACAGUGCAGACGAGGUGUUCGGUUAAUAAACAGCGUUUAUUGUUCAAGCGUAGUCAGGCAAUCCAGGUCAUGCACAUUAAGUCUCAGGUUUCGGGCACAAAAGGAGCAGGCAAGAUCAGAUCCAGAAAACAUGCAAGGGUUGGGUACACAAGUGAGCUCAGCUGAGGUACAGACUAGGAGUAGACAGAAUCGUGGUCAGACAGUCGGGGACGUUACCAAGAUCUCCAGGCGUAGGUACAGACAGGGUGUAGGCAAGAAUCAGUGGUCAGGUUCAGACAGGAUCGUGCAACAAGGUGGCUAUACUGGAAACGCUGGAAAGUGAUCUUGAAACUCAAAAAUCUGGCAACUGGCUAUGGUGAGUACUGGCUCUUAAAUACACAGGUGAGUAAUGACUAAUACGAGACAGGUGUGCGUAACUAGGACUGGGCCGUGAAGCGGGAACUGACAUAAUGUCACCAGAAACGGAAGUACUAAAAAAUAAAACAGGAAACUGGAACCAAACAUGACAGCUAAAUGAAAACAGAGAGUCCUUUAGAAUAAAACCGGACACAAAAAAAACAGAUCAUGACACGUGGUUGUGGUUGAAAAAGUAACAACAUUAAAAUCGUUUAGGAAGUGAUUUUUUUAUAUUUGUUAAAUUCAAUAAAUGUCAGGGUGUCUAAAGAUUUAUUUAUUGUCUUGUCCAGUUUCAGGCUCCUGUGCAGCGCUCACAUCAGCUAUUAGCUCUGUGUGAAGUAAUGAUUCUGACUGUGCCUGGCUGCAGCAGGAUCGUCUGUCAUUUUUUCCUUCUGUCAAAUGGCUUCACACAUUUGAUAAGAGUUGACAGAGUUUAUUUCUGUUGCACAGCAACAACAAAUAAAGAAUUCAGUUUCACUUAAAUAACACUAAAAACUGUAUUCAACUUCAAAAAUGAAGCUAAACUGAGACCCAACACAUCUACACGUCUACUUUUUCUGUUGAAGUAUUGAAUCUCCACCCAUAUAAAAAUAAUGAAUGUCCUCAUUCUCUUGAUAUGGUUUUCUCUGUGGAGUCAGUCUCUGUAUCCACAAAGUCACUGAGCAGAAGUUUUAUAUCUUAAUAGUUGUGAUGUUGUUUCUAUGUUACUGUUGGUUUUAGAUGCUGUGUUGACCCUUGAACCCAACUGGUCCAGAUUUGUUACUGGAGAGUCUGUGACCUUCACAUGUGACAUGAAGGAAGGAGAAAACACCGACUGGGAAAUUAGAUUAAUCAAAGAUGGACAAGACUAUUAUCAUUAUGGUUCACAUCCAACCAUAACAUUAAAUUAUCUACAUAUAGGACGCAGUGGUGAAUAUCAGUGCUCUGGUCACCACAAGAUUAAUAAUCAUACAAAAACCAGUAAAUCAAUCUAUUUAACUGUAUCAGCAGAAGGACCCAGAGCCAGACUGACAGCAGGUUCAUCAACCAUGUCAGUAGGAGGCAGUGUGACACUGAGCUGCUCUGUGGACGACUCUGAUGGAUGGAAAUAUGAGUGGUACAGACUUACAUCAAACACUUAUGAAUAUGUGACACCAGCAGCUGAUGGAGACAACAGAGAAAUCAGAGUCACACAAGGAGGAAAAUACGCAUGCAGAGGAAGAAGAGGAGAACCAGCUUUCUACACUCAAUACAGUGAUUAUGUCACCAUUGAGACAACUUAUUCUAAUUCUGUGUCUGUGAGUCUACAACUGGACUGGACUCAGGUGAUCAGAGGUCAGAUCACUGUUAGAUGUGAGAUCCAGGGAGGUGGAGACACUCAGUGGGUUUAUGACUGGGAAACAACCAGUGGACAAACAAUCACAGACACUAAUUACUGGACAGUGUCUGCGUUCAGCAGUGGAGGCUACAGGUGCAGAGGAACAAACAGACAGAACACAUAUUCUUCAACACAGUGGAGUGAAGCUGCUGCACUGACAGUAUCAGGUGCUGUGUUGACCUUUGACCCCAGCAGGUCCAGGUAUUUCACUGGACAGUCUGUGACCUUCACAUGUGACAUGAAGGUCGACAAACGCACUGACUGGGAAACCAGAAUCAUCAAAAAUGGAGGAGAAAUAGCUUCAUAUAAUGGAUACAGAAUAAAAGCUCUGUCUACAGGAGACAGUGGUAGAUACCAGUGUUUUAGUGUCCACAGGAAAACAAAUCACAUAAAAACCAGUGAAACCAUCGAUUUAAUUGUAUCAGAUGAAGCCCAGUGUGUCCUCACAGCGUCUCCAUCUUGGCUGAGUCCUGGAGCCUCAGUAGCUCUGAGCUGUGAGGUUGAGCCUCCAUCUGCAGGAUGGAGGUUCUACUGGUACCAGACUGUUCCUGAUGGCUCACACAGCUCCUACAGAUAUGAGCUGCUACCUGGUAGUGAGCAUGGGACUGAACAGGGCUCCUACAUGCUUGAUGGACACACACACACAGCAGGAUAUGUGUGUAGAGCUGCAAGAGGAGAACCAGUGUAUUACACUGACUACAGCAAAGCAGCAUUCGUCUGGUCUGGAGAUGUUGAUCCGUCAGCGUCUCUCACAGUGAGUCCUGACACAGUUCAACACUUCACCCGUGACUCUGUGUCACUGAGCUGUGAGGGAAACUCUACUGAGUGGAGAGUCAGGAGGUUUCCUGAAGGAGGCUUCCUGUCAUCCUGCUCCAACUGGACAACAUCUGGAUCCAGAUGUGACAUCAUCACAUCACAGUCUGGUUCUGCAGUGUUCUGGUGUGAGUCUGGAUCAGGACACUUCAGUAACUCAGUCAACAUCACUGUUCACGGUGAGUUUGAUUGUGACAUUCAUGUGAUGCCACAAUAUGAGUUUUCAUUUGAAGUAGACUGUGAACAUACCACUAAUGUAUGUGGCAUAUUAAUUAAAAUUUGUUUCAUACAUUAGUUCAUUCUACAGUAAUAUUUUUGUCUUAAUUUGUUUUUCCUAUUAAAAGGAAAUGAGCGAAGCAGAGUUUUUUUUUACUUUUUAUAUAAUUUUAUAGACACCUUUUGUAAAGUCCAUACAUGGUCCAUCAAUGUUCUUUUGUUCCAUGACCUGGAAUCUAGUGUGUAAACUGCUUAAUUACUCCAGAUAACUAUUAGUGUCUGUUAUAGAUGGAGUUUAAGUUAAAUAAUAUUUAGUACACUAAGUGAGAACAAUGUUCUGAUUUGACUUUAAGUAGUGGUGUCAUUAACUUUGUUUAUGAGUAUUUUAUUGAUUUUUUUUUCA